Asparagus officinalis (garden asparagus) is the source of this 2344-nucleotide messenger RNA. RefSeq lists its product as uncharacterized. Bases 68 to 2191 code for a protein of 707 amino acids. The transcript is spliced from 14 exons. NCBI's taxonomy places the organism in Eukaryota, Viridiplantae, Streptophyta, Magnoliopsida, Asparagales, Asparagaceae. Gene Ontology annotation, biological process: intracellular monoatomic cation homeostasis. Gene Ontology annotation, cellular component: mitochondrial inner membrane. The record is from RefSeq and is a predicted model, not a curated record.
UCUUUCCCUUCUCCCCUCUUCUCUUUCCUCACUCUCUCUCCCUCCCUCUCUCUCUCUGUAGUCACCAAUGGCUUUGCUCUCUCAAUUUCAGCCUCAUGGGUCUCUUCAGCUCAAAGCUACUAGCAGAAAUUCAACUCGCACUUCAGGUGUAACAAAAUCCUUUAUCUACUCAGCAUAUAUUUCAUCAAGAUUCCAUCCACAAUGCUUCAAGUAUUACGGGGGAGGAGUUGGUAAUUUAAUAACUAUCAAACCCACAAGGUUUCUUCCAUCCCCUGUUGCAUUCUCAGCGGACUCUUUGGAGUAUGAUUUUGGCGAGUGCACAACUCCGUUAGAUGUCUGUGGUGAUCAUGGAACAGAGAUCAGUUACAUAGAUUAUUUACGACAUAUAUUACACGAAUCUGCAAGAGUAAUAUCUGUUGGCUUAAAGAACCAUGAGUCAUCUAGAAACUACGCGAAACUUUCUAAAGCAUGGGUAGGCGAGGAUGUCGACUCAUGGCAUGCACCCGUAGCGUAUCAGGCAGCAGUCUAUGCUUUACUUAAAGCUGUGUUGGAGCUAGGAGAACUGCUGAAUGAAAAACAUUCAGUAUACGAUAUUCUUUCCCCUAAAAUACAAUUAAUUUCUGAGUCUCUUGACGGCCAGUUGAGCAUGAGAGAUCCAAAACUGGUGAACUGGUUUAGAAUGGCACAACUUCCUGAUUUAGUUAAGCGUGUUACCCUUGUACUGGAAACAUGUGCUUCACACUAUGUGGAAAGCGGCAGUGCAGUAAGCAUUCUUGCAGUCAGUUGCUGUGUUGCUAUUAAAAAGCUAGAUGCUGCACGUAUUUCUUCCCCUGACUUCACCAUUUCCCUCCGUGAAACUAUAUGGGAACUUGUACAGUCAUCACCUGAUUAUUCUUCUGUAGACAUAUUACACCAUUUAGCAACCAAGUCAGGAGUAGAACAUGAGUUCCUAAAGUUUUUUGGUCCGAAGGUUCUAGACCUUGAUGCAAGAGGAGAUAUAAUCUUUUGGAUGGGACUGAUUCAAGAGAAGCUUGUUGCAGCACUUUGUAGAGAAAGUGUUGUAAGAGUUUUGCAGCUCUUUUGCUGUUCUCAGGUUGUGGUAAGGGACCUCGCAGUUAUAGGACUUUUUGCAGUUUUGGGGAGAAACACUAGACUGUUCUUAGCGAAAAUGGGUAUAGAUGAUCUAGAUGAAACUGUCAAGGAUUUCCUCUGCUACUUGGAGUGCGGCAUCCUUUUCUUAUAUCCUGAUCUUUCUUCUAUGUGUGUAUAUCAGCUGUUCAUGGAUGUAGUUGCCGAGGAAAUUGGGUGGCUCAACUUGUAUGCUGCAGAAUCAUCCACAAAGAGCCAGGACAGAAAGAGACUGAAGUCACGCGCCAUCCAAGCUGAAAAGGAGAUUAUUCUGUCUACUGUGUUUGGUGUUUGCUCAAAUAUGUUCUCAGGCUUCGAUCAUUAUAUUGAUAAAACAGAGCAGUCUCCUAAUCACAAAGUCAAGGCAUAUAUUCAAGUUUGCAAGGGCCUUCUAACAUUUUGCCUUGAAGAUUAUUGGGCAGUUUAUGAUAGAUUACGUGAGUUGAGAAAAUCUACUGAAGUUCAAUUUCCUGAGCCAGUGAUGCAUACAGGGAACCUGACAGAGGUGAUUUCAUCUUCCCCAAGGAAUGGGCUUCGCCAGAGGUGUGGAGACGUAAAGCCCUAUGUUUCUGCUGAAUGCAUAUUUCAAGACAAGCAAAUUAAAAGCAUGCUGAGUUGCUCAGAUAAGAUCCUCGCAAUGCUUCCUGAAGCUGCAGAGACAAAGCUUCGACAGAGUUUCUUUGCUAAAUAUAGCAGUUCACUAUUGUCUUCAACAUCUGACAUCUGCAUGGGAUCUAAGAUGCUCUUUGUUGAUGUCAUGUUCACAGUCCAGUUUAUUAGGAAACAAAUAUUUGGGCAGACAUUGACAAAGAGGGAGAAGAAAAAGAUUGCAAGAACACUAAUUGAUAUUGUUUGUGUUAUCCCAAUUGCAAUACUGAUGCUUCUACCGGUAACUGCCAUCGGCCAUGCAGCUAUGCUGUCAGCGAUCAAGAAAUACAUCCCGGGCUUGAUACCAUCUCCAUAUUCUACAGAGAGACUGGAUGUUAUAAAGCAGCUGAAGAGAGCUAAGAGGAUGAAAGUUCAGUCAACCAGUAACCUCACUCCUGCUUGCAUGGCUUUGUAAGGCAAGCUGCUUGUAAAAAGUGGGAACUUCUGUGUACUGUUAGCAGAAAAGCCUUGUUUAGACUUUGUAAUAAAUUUUGUAAAUAUUUUUCACCCUUACUCGGUCUUGUCUGGAACAGUGAUAUCUUUAAUACUAAUAAUUGAUAGGCUUAUU